AUGGAACUCGAUUCUCUGCGGAGAAACUCGAGGACCCAGAAAUGGAUGAGGGUAGCUCUCGAGCUUUCGAUGGAGUUUCGGGGUUGUUUCACGUCGCAGAUGGAAGCGAAGAUGAAGAUCGCGAUGAAGGAGAUGAAAAGCGGCGAGACGAGGAAGAAGAAGAAGACAGGCUGCACGGAUGGUGGUGUUUCGGUCGCCCACCUGCUGCCCAUCGCCGCCCACUUGCUGGCUGCCACCUCCCGCCAUUUGCUGUUUCCGGCUGUAGGCUGCUGCCUGCCGUCCAUCGGCCACCGUCUCAUCUUGCCGCCCACCUCCCACCGCAGCCCGCCUCCCAUCGCCGGCCACCGUCUCCCGCCGCCGACCGUCCUCCUCCCGCCGUCCACCAACCACCGUCUCCCGCUGCCGGCCGCCCUCCUCUUGUCGCCGCUCGCCUCUCCCCAUUUGCCGUCUCUGGUCGCCGUCGUCCACCGGCUACUGUCUCCCGCUGCCGGCAGCCUUCCUCUAGUCACCGCUUGCCUCCCGCCAUUCGCCGUCUCUCGCCGCUGUCGUCGACCAGCCACCGUCUCCAGCCGCCGGCAGCCCUCCUCUCGUCACCGCUUGCCUCUCGCCAUUCGCCGUCUCUCGCCGCUGUCGUCGACCAGCCACCGUCUCCAGCCGCCGGCAGCCCUCCUCUCGUCGCCGCUUGCCUCCCGCCAUUCGCCUUCUCUCGCCGCCACCGUCCACCUACCACCGUCUCCCGCCGCCGGCCGCCCUCCUCUCGUCGCUGCUUGCCUCCCGCCAUUCGCCGUCUCUCGCCGCCGCCAUCCACCAGCCACCGUCUCCCGCCGCCAGCCGCCCUCCUCUCGUCGUUGCUUGCCUCCCGCCAUUCGCCGUCUCUCGCCGCCGCCGUCCACCAGCCAUCGUCUCCUGCCGCCGGCUGCCCUCUCCCGCUGCUGCCCGUCUCCGGCCAUCGCCCACCUCCCACCGCCAGCUGUUGCCCGCCGUCCAUCGCCGCCGGCCGCCCUCCUCCCACCGCCGCUCGUCUCCCCCCGCCGAUCAUCGUGGGUCGCCGCCCGCCAACCACCGCCCACCGUCUCCCACCUUUGGUCGCCCUACUCCCAUCACCGGCCGCCUCCAGCCGCCUUCCUCUGCACUGGCCGCGUCGCCGUCCAUCGCCCGUUGCCGCCAUCCGCCUCCUAA
Messenger RNA from Syzygium oleosum, 1179 nucleotides. RefSeq names its product extensin-1-like. The coding region runs from base 1 to 1179 and encodes 392 amino acids. NCBI's taxonomy places the organism in Eukaryota, Viridiplantae, Streptophyta, Magnoliopsida, Myrtales, Myrtaceae. The record is from RefSeq and is a predicted model, not a curated record. The transcript is spliced from 3 exons.